Gopherus flavomarginatus (Mexican gopher tortoise) is the source of this 1808-nucleotide messenger RNA. It is a transcript of the gene DKK3, whose product is annotated as dickkopf WNT signaling pathway inhibitor 3. Gene Ontology annotation, molecular function: co-receptor binding; receptor antagonist activity. The transcript has 8 exons. Bases 238 to 1305 code for a protein of 355 amino acids. The record is from RefSeq and is a predicted model, not a curated record. Lineage: Eukaryota; Metazoa; Chordata; Testudines; Testudinidae. Gene Ontology annotation, biological process: multicellular organism development; negative regulation of canonical Wnt signaling pathway. Gene Ontology annotation, cellular component: extracellular region.
UCUCCGGCUUCCGCUGCAGCCAAUAGCAAGGGAGGCGGCCGAGGGGGAGGCUGCUGGGAGCCCCAGGGGCGCAGCAGAGCAGCGCCGCUGGCUCGAGGCUUCACAGCUCGGCGCGCAUCUCCCCUGCUCGCCAGGGCUGCUAGGGAGGCGGCGGCGGCCACGGCUCAGGGAGCGCGUCUGUGCUGGGAGACAGCGCGGCCGCUGCGGCUGGGCUUCGGCGACCGCCCAGGGCUGAGGAUGCUACUGCUCCUGGUCCUGCCCUUGCUGCUGGGGGCGGCUUGCGCGGCUCCGGCGGCGGAUGGAGGCGCCCAGCUGCCGCCCGGGAAGCCGGAGCCGAGUUUCCCUCGGGAGGAGGCCAGUCUGAACGAAAUGUUCCGCGAGGUGGAGGAGCUGAUGGAGGACACGCAGCACAAGCUGCGGAACGCGGUCAAGGAGAUGGAGGCUGAGGAAGAAGGGGCAAAAAACCCAUCAGAAGUUGACUUUGAAAACUUACCUCCCAGCUACCAUAAUGAAUCCAACACAGACACCAAAAUUGGUAAUAAAACCAUUCAUACCCACCAGGAAAUUGACAAGGUUACAGAUAACAAAACUGGAUCAACAAUCUAUUCUGAGACUUUUAUUACAUCUAUAAAAGAUGGAGAAAGCAAGAGGAAUCAUGAGUGCAUAAUUGAUGAGGAUUGUGAGAUAGGGAGAUAUUGCCAGUUCUCCAGUUUCGAAUACCUAUGUCAGCUCUGUAAAACCCAACAUUCACCUUGCUCCCGAGAUGUUGAAUGCUGUGGAGACCAGCUUUGCGUCUGGGGUGAAUGUGUGGAAGCUGCUUCAAAAGGCGAGAAUGGCACAAUUUGUGAAAAUCAACAUGACUGUAAUCCUGGGACCUGCUGUGCUUUUCAGAAAGAUCUUCUGUUUCCUGUGUGUACUCCACUACCUGCAGCAGGAGAACCUUGCCAUGAUCUUUCAAACAAACUCCUGAACCUAAUCACAUGGGAACUGGAACCAGAUGGAGUGCUUGAGCGCUGCCCAUGUGCAAAUGGCUUGAUAUGCCAGACUCACAGCCACAGCACCGUGUCUGUAUGUGAAGUGUCUUUUAAUGAAACCAGAAGUAACGAAAAGGAAGAGCCUUUGCUCAUGGAUGAAAUACCGUUUCUUGGUUUGAUACCCAGAGACGUGCUUGACGAUUAUGAAGACAGCCGUAUCAUUCAGGCAGUGCAGAAGGAAUUAGAAAGCCUGGAAGGAAAUAUUUCUGAACAGACAGAUUUAAAGGAGCCAGACUUAGCUCAUGAUCUGCUCUUUGGAGAUGAGAUUUAAAUUAAACACAGGGUAGAUUGGUCACUGACAAAUUAAAUUUCUAGAAGUAUUUAGUAUUUUGCUUGUAUAAAUUCUGAAAACACACAGUGCUGGAUAGAAGUGCAAUAAAUAUUUUAAAGGGAUUUCUUCCUAUUCUCUUCCCCAAAACCUGCACAGACUUUUUUUUUUAAUCCAAGCGGAAGGUUGGUCAAGUGUGGGCCAACGGUCACAGGUUUUUUUUGGACUAGUUACUCUGUCCUUACUAGUUUGGUAUUAAGGGAAAUGAGCAUAAUGUGUCAAAGUGUUAAUGUUUCAUACAUAAUCAUUUAAAUUAUUGGUGACCCUCAAGUGAAAGUUUUGAGCAUUGCAUUUUCUGUACAUAUGUUUGGAAUAGUUGUUAUUGUUCUGGGGUGAGGAAGAACCCACUUCUUUGUUUAGGUUGAUUAUUUUCGGGCAUUGGUCUUCAGCCAUGUAUGUGUUUCUUUUAAAAAUAUAUAAUCACAGUGAAGUUGCAAUAAAUAUAG